AUGCUGCAAGUGGAAAUGGUCCUCUUCGUCUGCCUGGUGCUGUGGAUGUGUGUAUUUAGCCAGGAGCCCAGCUCCAAAGUAGUGGCCGACCGCUACGCCGUCUUCUGGAACCGGACCAACGCCAAAUUCCAUCGUGGGGACUACCACAUUGACGUGUGCAUAAAUGACUACCUGGAUGUCUACUGUCCCCACUAUGAAGACACAGUGCCUGAAGAGCGGACAGAGCGCUAUGUCCUCUACAUGGUCAACUACGAUGGCUACAGCACAUGUGACCACACCGCCAAGGGCUUUAAACGCUGGGAGUGCAACAGGCCGCACUCCCCGAAUGGGCCACUCAAGUUUUCAGAGAAGUUCCAGCUCUUCACUCCAUUCUCCUUGGGCUUUGAGUUCAGACCAGGCAGAGAAUAUUACUACAUCUCCUCCACCAUUGCUGAGAAUGGGAGGAAAACAUGCCUGAAGCUCAAGGUUUUCGUCCGACCAUCAAACAGCUGUGUGAAAACUAUAGGCGUACAUGACCGCGUUUUUGAUGUAAACGACAAAGUAGACAAUACAUUAGAACCACGAGAUGAUACCAGCCAUGAACCGGCUGAGCCUUCCCGAAGUGACGAGACAAAUGCUGCGCCACACCUGCAGAAAACAAGUCAACUGCUGGCUUCAUUGCUGGUCUGCCUAGCAGCACUCUUCACUUUAUAG
This is a messenger RNA of Scomber japonicus (chub mackerel), 693 nucleotides long. RefSeq names its product ephrin-A5b (gene efna5b). The transcript has 5 exons. Gene Ontology annotation, cellular component: external side of plasma membrane; plasma membrane. The record is from RefSeq and is a predicted model, not a curated record. The coding region runs from base 1 to 693 and encodes 230 amino acids. Gene Ontology annotation, biological process: regulation of cell-cell adhesion; ephrin receptor signaling pathway; axon guidance. NCBI's taxonomy places the organism in Eukaryota, Metazoa, Chordata, Actinopteri, Scombriformes, Scombridae. Gene Ontology annotation, molecular function: ephrin receptor binding.